UUGCAGGAUUAAUAUGUCUGAGGACACCAGGAACUUCAAAUGCUGCUCGGGCUUCUGUAUAGAUCUUCUACAGAGCUUUGCAGUUGAUUUAGGCUUCACGUACGACUUGUUUCGAGUGUCCGAUGGAACUUGGGGAACAGUAAACAACGGCGUCUGGAAUGGUUUGAUAGCAGAAGUUUUAUCGGGCAGAGCUGACGUGGUGGUGACAAGCAUCAAGAUCAACUCGGAGCGUAAGACAGCCGUCGACUUCACUAUUCCAUUUCUGGAUACGGGAAUAACGAUUGCCGUCGCCAAACGAACCGGCAUUAUUUCACCUAAAGCCUUUCUUGAGCCGUUCGAUACAGUAUCGUGGUUGCUAAUUCUGCUUGUAAGUAUCCAGUUAGCAGUACUGUUUGUUUUUGUCUUUGAAUGGAUGAGUCCCUCUGGAUAUGACAUGAAAUUAGCUCCACCCAGUGGUUACAAGUUCUCCCUGCUUCGUACUUACUGGUUGAUGUGGGCUAUUUUGUUUGGCGCUAGUGUCAACAUUGACUGCCCCAGAGGAUUUACAGCAAAGUUCAUGUCAAGUGUGUGGGCGAUGUUUGCCGUUGUAUUCUUGGCUUUAUACACGGCAAACUUGGCUGCCUUCAUGAUCACCAGGGAAGAGUUUUAUGAUUUGUCCGGCAUUGAUGAUAAAAGGCUUAAAAACCCCCGGUUGACAGACCCACCGUUUCGUUUUGGAACUAUACCUAACGGAAACACUGACGCAGUACUCAAGGAGUUCAAGCCUGAAAUCCACAAGUACAUGAAGAAGUUUAACAGAUCUUCGGUGAUUGGUGGAGUUAGAGCAGUUAAAAAAGGGAAGCUGGACGCCUUUGUAUACGACGCCACUGUCCUUGAAUACCUGGCCGGACAAGACAACGAAUGCAGGUUAUUGACUGUUGGUUCUUGGUACGCCACUACAGGAUACGGCUUUGCUCUACCCAAAAAAUCCAAGUAUCUUAGCAUGUUUAACAAAUGGAUGAUACAUUACAGAGAAAACG
This is a messenger RNA of Limulus polyphemus (Atlantic horseshoe crab), 1019 nucleotides long. RefSeq names its product glutamate receptor ionotropic, NMDA 2D-like. Gene Ontology annotation, molecular function: transmitter-gated monoatomic ion channel activity involved in regulation of postsynaptic membrane potential; NMDA glutamate receptor activity. NCBI's taxonomy places the organism in Eukaryota, Metazoa, Arthropoda, Merostomata, Xiphosura, Limulidae. The annotation marks the transcript as partial. Gene Ontology annotation, cellular component: plasma membrane; postsynaptic membrane. The transcript has 6 exons. The record is from RefSeq and is a predicted model, not a curated record. Gene Ontology annotation, biological process: monoatomic ion transport; synaptic transmission, glutamatergic; modulation of chemical synaptic transmission.